Molecule: messenger RNA, 2964 nt
Organism: Carlito syrichta (Philippine tarsier)
Lineage: Eukaryota; Metazoa; Chordata; Mammalia; Primates; Tarsiidae
Gene: PDIA4
Product: protein disulfide isomerase family A member 4
Exons: 10
Coding region: 277-2217 (646 amino acids)
Biological process (GO): response to endoplasmic reticulum stress; protein folding
Cellular component (GO): endoplasmic reticulum lumen; endoplasmic reticulum; cell surface
Molecular function (GO): protein disulfide isomerase activity
Source: RefSeq, a predicted model, not a curated record
GUUUUAAACGCGCCGCCGAGGGCCGCGCGGAGGACGGAGGAGAGCCUGGGGCGGCGAAGGGCGGCUCGACGCAAACCAGGCGCACGCGGCCCGCGCCCGGCGUCGCGCCGGGAUUGGUCAGCCCGCGGCUUCCUCCGCCCCCAGCCAAUCGCCGGGGCAGACUUCCUGAGGGGGUUUUCCUUCCCUCCCUCGUAGCUCGGGAGCUGAGGGGCGGUCGCCCGGACCCGGAGUGCCCAGCAGCGCCGACGCGAGGAGGCCUGCUCCGCACCUGCCGCCAUGAGGCCCCGGAACGCCUGCCUGCUCGUGCUGCUUUUGGCGCUGGCGCAGCUGCUGGCCGUGGCGAGCGCAGGGGAGACGGACGAAGAUUCUUCUAAUAGAGAAAAUGCUAUUGAGGAUGAAGAGGAAGAGGAGGAGGAAGAUGAUGACGAUGAGGAAGACGAUUUGGAAGUUAAGGAAGAAAAUGGCGUCUUGGUCUUAAAUGACGCAAAUUUCGAUAACUUUGUAGCUGACAAAGACACAGUGCUGCUGGAGUUUUACGCUCCUUGGUGUGGACAUUGCAAGCAGUUCGCUCCAGAAUAUGAAAAAAUUGCUACCAUCCUAAAGGAUAAUGAUCCUCCCAUCGCUGUUGCUAAGAUCGAUGCAACCUCAGCAUCCACACUGGCCAGUAGGUUUGACGUGAGUGGCUAUCCCACCAUCAAGAUCCUUAAGAAAGGGCAGACUGUUGACUACGAUGGCUCCAGGACCCAGGAAGAAAUUGUUGCUAAGGUGAAAGAAGUCUCCCAGCCCGAUUGGACGCCUCCACCAGAAGUCACACUUGUGUUGACCAAGGACAACUUUGACGAAGUUGUGAAUGAUGCCGAAAUCAUGCUGGUGGAGUUUUAUGCCCCCUGGUGUGGACACUGCAAGAAACUUGCUCCUGAGUACGAGAAGGCCGCCAAGGAGCUCAGCAAGCGCUCUCCUCCAAUUCCACUGGCAAAAGUAGACGCCACCACAGAAACAGACCUGGCCAAGAGGUUUGAUGUCUCUGGCUAUCCCACCCUGAAAAUUUUCCGCAAGGGAAAGCCUUUUGACUACAACGGCCCACGAGAAAAAUAUGGGAUUGUUGACUACAUGAUCGAGCAGUCUGGGCCUCCUUCCAAGGAGAUUCUGUCCAUGAAGCAGGUCCAGGAGUUCCUGAAGGAUGGAGAUGAUGCCAUCAUCAUUGGCAUUUUUAAGGGGGAGAGUGACCCAGCCUACCAGCAGUAUCAGGAUGCUGCUAACAACCUGAGAGAAGAUUACAAAUUUCACCACACUUUCAGUACUGAAAUAGCAAAGUUCUUGAAAGUUUCCCUGGGGAAGUUGGUCGUAAUGCAGCCCGAGAAAUUCCAGUCCAAGUAUGAGCCCAGGAGCAACGUGAUGGACGUUCAGGGCUCUACAGAGGGAUCGGCCAUCAAGGACUACGUGGUGAAGCACGCCUUGCCCCUCGUUGGCCAUCGCAAGGCCUCUAACGAUGCCAAGCGGUACACCAAGCGUCCUCUGGUGGUUGUCUACUACAGCGUGGACUUCAGCUUUGAUUACAGAGUUGCUACUCAGUUUUGGCGGAGCAAAGUCCUGGAGGUGGCCAAGGACUUCCCCGAGUACACCUUCGCCAUCGCUGAUGAGGAGGACUAUGCCACGGAGGUGAGGGACCUGGGGCUCAGUGAGAGUGGGGAGGACGUCAACGCGGCCAUCCUGGACGAGAAUGGGAAGAAGUUCGCCAUGGAGCCAGAGGGGUUCGACUCUGACACCCUCCGGGAGUUUGUCACAGCUUUCAAAAAAGGAAAACUGAAGCCAGUUAUCAAAUCCCAGCCAGUGCCCAAGAACAACAAGGGGCCGGUCAAGGUUGUGGUGGGGAAGACUUUCGACUCCAUCGUUUUGGACCCCCAGAAGGACGUCCUCAUUGAGUUCUAUGCACCAUGGUGUGGGCACUGCAAGCAACUGGAACCCGUGUAUACCAGCCUGGCCAAGAAAUACAAGAGCCAGAAGGGCCUGGUCAUUGCCAAGAUGGAUGCCACCGCCAACGACAUCACCAACGAACGCUACAAGGUGGAGGGCUUCCCCACCAUCUACUUUGCCCCCAGUGGGGACAAAAAGAACCCAGUUAAAUUUGAGGGCGGAGACAGAGAUCUGGAGCAUCUGAGCAAGUUUGUAGAAGAACAUGCCACAAAACUGAGCAGCAGAACCAAGGAAGAGCUUUGAAGCUCUUGAAGUCUGCAGAGGGUGGGAAGGACCAGACACACUGUAGCUGCCGGCGGUUUGUGGUCAGGGUGCCCAUGCCAGUGUACGGGCUGAGGCUAUUAGUGCAACAGCAAUAUCUUAAUUGCUUUUUUUUUAAAUUUUUUUAUACUUUGGUAUUUCACUUCAUGCUCUGAAUACUGAAUAGCCAUGAAUGACUUAAUCAUUUACUCCAGAUUUUUACAGAGGAUACAGCUAUUUUUAUCAUUAUUUGGGGGAUUUUUUUUGAACACCUACUUACUUUCCUCAAAGCCGAUAAGUCGGAUCUCUUCUGAGAAUGUUUCCUUUUUUAAUUUAAAGUUUAAAAAACCUUUGCCAAAUCAUGUUGAUUUUGCCCUUUACUUUAUUGUUGUCUGAGGAGUUAAGAAGAUUUGACUGCUGGUGUGUGUUAGUUUUUGGUUUCUUGUUGUAGCACAAAGUGAGAACCGUCGCCCGGCACCCUGCUGGGGAUCCAGGCCCAGUCUGACCUGUGAGCCGCCCAGGGAAAAGCAGCAUCUCGGGGCAGGACUGGGCAGCGGGUGGAGGAGCCUCGCCCAAGUGUCCCCAGGGCAGGCUGAGCUCAGACGUGUGGCCUGCGAGGCAUCCCUGCCCCUUCAGCCCCCGGCACUGGAGCAGCAGUGACCUCGGACCCAGACAUGGACGCUUCGGGGUGGUAGAAAAGACAGGGUAGGCUGUCAUCAUGGAAUAAAAACAUUAUUAAAAUGAACCUCA